GUCCCGUAAGGGUGGCGGGGCGGGCAGCGGCUACGAUGUGCGGUCCACGUGGGUUUGGAGGGGGCUUGAAGUGCAAUCCCAGCCCCGGCCCCUAGGGGGCACACUCCCCGCGGCCGCCCCGACCAAAUCCAAGUCAAGCGAGAGUUCUUCAAAGCAGAGGUUUAAUGAAAAACUAAGGAGGCAAGGAACACCUGGUAAGGCCGUAAACGCUGCAGAGUUUAUAGCCACCGACUCUUUAUCCCGGCUUGGCUGCAGUCUCGGAGGGCUGGCGUGCGAGAUCCCACACCCCGGAGUGCCUCAGCACACUAGCCCUUAAUGGGAUCCUGUGCCAACUCACUUUUCAAAGUUUGUUCUGUUUUGCCACUUAACUCCUCUUGUAGAGCAACAGCAGGAGGACACACACACACACACACACACACACUCCUUUCUUAAGAGGAAAGUUCAGGACAGGAGUUCCUGACAGGAUCCCCUUGGCCAGCCACCACUGUGAACUUUUAACAGGGUCUACUCCAACCGCAGAAAGAAAUCACCACAUGCCAGUAGGCCAGCCUCAGAGCUCCUGGCAGUCCACACAUGUCACCUGUUCCCCCUCUGUAGAGAAUUGCAGUCCUCACUCUACCGGAUCCAGCAGAUGGCAGAGGUGGGCAGGGAGGAAAGUCCUGUCCAGCUACAAGAAAGGCUGCUAGGCGCUCACAGAACUUUGCGUGGUGGAGACUGGGGCUUGUACUAGGCUGUGAGCUGGAAGACCGUACCUUUAUUCUUACUCACGUCUGGUGUAUACACGGCCUCACCGCCCACUGUGGGAGGGGAAGGGUGGGUAAGUGUGUCUGAAGUGCAGCUCCACAGGAGGAAAGCCUUCAGUGUUAAAGGGAGUCCAGAAGGGAGUACAGUGCCUCGCUCCACCCCCAGGCGAGUGAGAAGGGAAGACCCCACAGUGUGGGAGUGGCCCACCUCAGCGUUGCCUCCCUGCAGCCCUCCAGCAGAAUGGCGGCUUUCGGACACACGUUCCCCUUCUAUGCUGGCGCCAAGCCAACCUUCCCAAUAGACACCAGUUUGGCCGUCAUCAUCACCAUCUUCCUGACUGCACUGGUCACUUUCAUCGUCAUCCUGCCCGGCAUCCGGGGCAAGAUGAGGCUGUUCUGGCUGCUGCGGGUGGUGACCAGCUUAUUCAUCGGGGCUGUGGUCCUGGCUGUGAAUUUCAGUUCUGAGUGGUCUGUGGGUCAGAUCAGUACCAACACAACAUACAAAGCCUUCAGUUCCGAGUGGAUCAGCGCCGACGUGGGGCUGCAGAUCGGCCUGGGAGGCGUCAACAUCACGCUCACAGGGACCCCAGUGCAUCAGCUGAAUGAGACCAUCAGUUACAAUGAGGAGCUCACCUGGCGCCUGGGCGAGCACUAUGAGGAGGCCUACGCAAAGGCCCUGGAGAAGGGGCUGCCAGACCCUGUGCUCUAUCUGGCUGAGAAGUUCACCCCACAAAGCCCGUGUGGCCUGCACUACCCAUACCGCCAGGCAGGACACUACGUCUCAGCCAUGCUGUGGGUGGCAUUCCUCUGCUGGCUGCUGGCCAAUGUGAUGCUGUCCAUGCCCGCGCUGGUCUACGGGGGCCACAUGUUGCUGGCCACAGGCAUCUCCCAGCUGCUGGCCCUGCUCAUCUUCUCCACGGUCACAGCCCUCAGCCCACCGUGUCCCUUGCGCCUGGGCACUGCUGUGCUGCACACUCGCCAUGGGCCUGCCUUCUGGAUCACCUUGACCACAGGACUACUGUGCGUGCUGCUGGGCCUGGCCAUGCUGGUGGCCCACAGGAUGCAGCCCCACAGGCUGAAGGCUUUCUUUAACCAGAGUGCAGAGGAGGACCCGCUGCAGCUGGGUCCCGCGGAAGGGGGCCUCCUGAUUCCCCGCUACCGGUCCAUGGCGGAGAGUCCGGAGCCCCAGGACAUUGCUCUGUCGGAGGCCUCCUCGGAGGUGUGCUGCAGCGAGGUGUGCCCCCGCGAGCCUGACUGUGCCUGCUAAUGUCCCCCUGCCCGGCGGCCACCUGGACCUCCAGUCUGGCUGCAGACCUCACUGGGGCCCCAUGGAACUGCCAGGACCUCCCGCAGGGUGAGCUGAUCGGACCCUCAGCUCCAAUGUAGGAAGAGGAGGCUCUACUUUUUGUUAAAGAGAGAACAAAACAAAAGCCCUAAGGUGCUGAAGGGGUGUUGGGUUCCUCCUGCUCCCAUGCAGGGGCCCAGCAGGGGCCGCCCGUGUCUCUGCACAGCAGCCCUGCCUUCCCUAGAUGCUUUGCCUCCUCAAGGAGCCACUCACUGACACCCAGCUCCACCCACAUGACCUGUGUGUGUGAUCCAUCUCUUAUUUUCUGUUUCCUGGGUCCCUUUCGUUCUUCCUUCACCUCCCCGGCUUGUCUGACCUCUUGGUACAAUGCAGGACAGCACUGGAAGGGAGAAGAGACCCAGCUCCCCAUUCCGGAUCUUACACGAACCACCCGUGCCACCGUCUCUUUGAAUUCAGUUCUUAAAUGUGUUAAAUAAGAUUGUAGGGCUUGCAAAGGACCUAAAAAAAAAAACCAAAAA
Oryctolagus cuniculus (rabbit) is the source of this 2567-nucleotide messenger RNA. The record is from RefSeq and is a predicted model, not a curated record. Lineage: Eukaryota; Metazoa; Chordata; Mammalia; Lagomorpha; Leporidae.